CAACAUGUCACUUCCGAUGUAAACAUUAGAUCAGUCAUCAUAAAAGCAUUUUCUUUUUACAAAAUGAUAUAGAUCUCGAUCUAGAUAUAGAUCUAAUACAGAUAUAGACCAAGACUUGAUCAACCCGAUUCGAGAUCGACUUGGCUCGUGCAUUAUACUAGGACUAGGAGCCAGAUAAUGAAAGUAGUGUAAAGGGACUGGAAAAUUUGUCCUGAAAUACAAUAAAAGUAUGUCACUCUAACUUCGAAACUUGGAAAGCAGAAACAGUAGCCAAAAGUGCUGUUACUAGAGUACAUCAGAACAUGGAUGAGAGAGAUAAGAUAGAAUCUUUACAAGAUAGUGAGACACAUCUUCAUGAAGUGGCCAACUGUAUGAAAGAUAAUGGCACACAUGGCCAAGUAGUGGAUCAGUGUCCCUGCUCCGGGAUCAGCACCCCAGCUGAAACCAUAAAGUCAGAGUCAGAAGCUCAUGCGGGGGUCAGCAUUCCCAGGAUGGCUGUGUCCAGUGGUGACUGUCCAUCUCUCUUGCCAAACCUACAAUCUGAGGUGCUGCAGAGCUUUGUGAGGGCAGUGCAUGAAAAGUAUAAUGAGGAUGCAAUCGCAGUACCAGACGACACAGACAGUAUAGUCCUGGUCCCAAAGACUGGUCCAGUCAAACUAACAGCAUCUGGAAAUAUAGUGCUUCCAAAACAAGUGAGCAUGAGUGGCUGUGAGAUCUCUGUAGCCGGAGACCCUGUGCUGAUUCAGAAAAUGUGCCAGAAAGUUCGGGAGCUGGAUUUGAUGGAAAACAACAUCAGCAGUUGGGAGGAGAUUUUCACUAUUAUUGAGUGCAUUCCUCACUUGACCUUUUUGAAUAUCACCAAGAACCAAUUGACCUCUAACCUUCCAGACCUGACUGGUCGGACACUUCCCAAACUAACCCACUUAGUACUCAACAACACCCUCAUAACAUGGGACGUUCUGCUCAAACUGCUGGACAUAUUUCCAAGUUUGGAAGAGCUUCACUUGAGCCUCAACGGCUUCCAUUCGGUGGAACUGCCUUCGUCGUCGCUCCAUUCGUCCAUGGUAUUGACUCCACCGUCGACCCCAUCAUCGGACAUUCUGAUGAUUUCUUCUGAUUCAAUAUCUACUUCUCAAUCAUCAGCGGCUUCUGCGACCAUGGCGGCCUGUCCGUCUCUCCAAAAGUUGUUCUUCAUAGGAAACAAAGUCACAGACUGGACGGAGAUCAGCAAGCUCGGCACCUUCUUCCCGAACUUGACCUUUCUCCUUCUCUCGGAAACAGACAUCAAAACGCUAGACGGGGCGGACCACGCUGGCGAAUGUUUUCCCCAUUUACAGAUUCUUGGUUUGAAUAGAACUCUCAUUGAAUCCUGGGAGGAGGUAGAAAAGCUACGCCUCUUUCCUUCUCUAACAGAUAUUCGUCUCAGUGGUAUCCCUUUUCUGGAGGCUAUGCCAGAGAUGUUUAGAAGGCAGCGUACUAUAGCUUUAUUGCCAAACAUUACUCACUUGAAUGGAAGUCGUAUUGGGGAAACAGAAAGAGAAGAUGCUGAGCGGGCUUAUAUUAGGUUUUUCUUAGACAAGGGAGAGAAACCAGCAAGAUACCAUGAGCUGGUGAAGUUACAUGGUAAAGUCGACCCACUUGCUAAAGUCGUACUUAAACCCAGAACACAUAUUCGUGUAAAGAUUCGUGUUGAAGAUAUGAACCAACAAGUUCUCAAGUCAGAAGAGCUGGACGUGGAUGUUACCCAGUCUGUCAGGGACCUGAAAAAAGUGGUUAGUAACAUCGCCGGGCGCCCUGCGUCCAAGUUUCACCUGUACUACGACGAUAAGCAAAUCAACAUGGGACCAGACAAGCUCAGGUUUAUGGACAGGAAGCUCUUCUCCUACAACAUGACCGAGGGGGAUGAGAUCAUCGUCGAAUGUCUUGAUUAAUUCUUCCAAAUUGUUCCCCCUUUUGUAUUUACCAAAGUUAAAAAAAAACAUUUGCAGAUAUGUUUUAGAUUGAUUUGAUAAAACAGUGUUGUUCUUUUAACAAACACGUACAUUGAAUGAUUAUCAGAGAGUAUACACUUUUGUUCUCUUCUUUUAAUUAUUUUAAAUUAUUCCAUCAUUUGCAACAUUAUAUAUUGAAACUAGCCGGGUAUGACCCUCGUCCAGCAGGUCUUAGUUUUGGUAUUACUGAUUCACUGGUUUGAAUUUAGAUCUAUGUUAAACAUGGAGAAUGUUCUGUUCACAUUUUAAAAAAUUUUGCCACGAAAUCAAAAGUAUAGUGUGAACUGGGUUUACCUGAUUUGUUAAAAAGUUUCGUUUUUUAAUAGAGAUACAAUUAGGUACCUUAGGACUAUUUUUAGGGCCCUCCGGUAGUGAUAGGGACAUUAAACAUAUACUACGGUCUCCGCCAUGAUCUAAGGAACAUUUCUGCCAAGUUUUAUCAAGAUUGGUCAAACGGUUUUGAUUUCUAUGCGGGACAUACAUACGCCUUACUUUCUGCUUUAUAUAUUCUUAUUCUUAUAUAGCUCUUCUAAAACUAAUACUGUAACAAAUAAGGCUAGUUUUCUCACCACUGUUGUCCAUCUGUAACUGUAUGGAAUCACUUAAAAAAAACUCUGUCAUAAGAACACACAAACUUUAUGCUCUGUUCAUAACAUCACUAGGGCUGGACUUACCAAUAGGCAACAUAAGCUACAGUGUAUGGCCCCCAAGAAAUAUUUAGCACUGACAUACAAUACUUGGACCUAUAAAGGGCCCCAUACUUUAUACUCAUACUUAUUUACCAAUAGGCAACAUAAGCUACAGUGUAUGGCCCCCAAGAAAUAUUUAGCACUGACAUACAAUACUUGGACCUAUAAAGGGCCCCAUACUUUAUACUCAUACUUAUUUACCAAUAGGCAACAUAAGCUACAGUGUAUGGCCCCCAAGAAAUAUUUAGCACUGACAUAUAAUACUUGGACCUAUAAAGGGCCCCAUACUUUAUACUCAUACUUAUUUACCAAUAGGCAACAUAAGCUACAGUGUAUGGCCCCUAAGAAAUAUUUAGCACUGACAUACAAUACUUGGACCUAUAAAGGGCCCCAUACUUUAUACUCAUACUUAUUUACCAAUAGGCAACAUAAGCUACAGUGUAUGGCCCCCAAGAAAUAUUUAGCACUGACAUACAAUACUUGGACCUAUAAAGGGCCCCAUACUUUAUACUCAUACUUAUUUACCAAUAGGCAACAUAAGCUACAGUGUAUGGCCCCUAAGAAAUAUUUAGCACUGACAUAUAAUACUUGGAUGUAUAAAGGGCCCCAUACUUCAAAAAGCCCAGGUCCUUUUGAAGUCUAAACUACACCACACUGUCCGCUUCCUUCUUUCCAUUCUCAAGCCCACUUUCAUUCAUUCUCUCAUUAUUUCCAACUUAACAAGUCAAACUAUAUUAUACAUAGACACACAAUUUCUAAUGGGACAUAUCAUUUCCCCUAACUUCUAUAAUUUAUUUAUAGACAUUUUUCGUUAGUCUUAAAAUAUGCGCUGGGAUCCAGGCAACAUAAGAUAACAUCAUUUUUAUUGGUCCAAUCAAAUGGAAAUUUAGUUUGAAUAAAUGUUUGUAAAAUGUUUUACAUGUUUCGGAUGUUCCUUCAGAGUUGAAGAUAGUUUACUUCCUAGUUCAAACCUCCUGCAGGACGACGGGGGAUGGGCAGGGUUUGAACCUGAGACCAUCGAUAAAUUCCGCAUGACAGUCCGGCACGCAAACCACACAACCAGGCAGCCAUUCCAUUGACCACCUUAGCAUAGCUACUGUAACAAUAACAAUAUAGUUGCAAAUACGAACAUGGUAUGUUUAUAAAAAAAAAAUAGGGCCAUGAGUUUUAUACAUUUUGUUUUAUUAAUUUAGCUAAGCUUAAUCUGGCCAACUGAUAAAAAUAAUUUGUACUCCCCUGGUACUCAUACUAUAGUGUAUCAAAACGUAGGUAGGAAGCUGCAUUUAAGUGAUUUUAAGUCUAGAACCAAAAGCUACAUAAUUAAAUUUUAUUACAAUGUCUGUUUUCCUCUGCCAUAAUUAUUUAUUUUAUGAUUGAUGCACAUAUUUUGUUGUUGUUUGUUUGCGGAUGCUCCCUAUACAAAAUUUCUAUGAUUCUUAAAAAAUAGCAAAUUUUUAUAUUUUGAUACAUGAGUUGUACUUAAUAGCAGUGUCCCUUUAUAAUUAAAAUAAAAAUACGAUAUUUUUAUUGUAUUUUUUAUCACACAUUCAUUUAAACACCUGCCAAGAACAUCAUUACUGACUACAACCAAUCAAAAUUCUUUUUUUUUAAGCUGUUCUUAAAAUUAUAAUGUUUGAUAUACAUUCAGAGCUCUGGGGAAAAAAAAGGGGGGGGGGGUUCAGCUCCUGGUUAAGUACUGAAACAUUUAUACUUGAGACCCAAUUCUAAAUUUUUGACUUCUCAGAAGAAGACUUAUAGUUCCAAAUUUAGAAUUAUGUAAUAGAAACGCCUGAAUAGAAGAGUGCUCUUCCUUCCCUUCUAGAAAGUAACAUCAAGUCUGUCAUGCUUCUAUAGAAACUUACAUGCGCAAAACUUUCGGUUUGUUAAAGACCACAAACUAGUGUAAUCAUAUACAUAGGCCAGUGCCUUGGAUCCAAGUUAAUCACAAGUUGUGGGAUAACCUUUUAAAACAGAUUAAUCUGCAUUUCACAAUUCAGUUUCGGGUGAUAAGAUAUUUUUUUAUUCAUUUUUGUGAUGUUUCUAUUUCAACUUUUUUUUUUACAAUAUACAGAUUUCUAUUUUUUCUAAACUAGCUUUUCUUUGAAUACAAAAUCAGCUUACGUGUGAUCUGAACAUUUAUAGUCAGUAAACUUGUUUUAAUGUGUAUGAUGUAUUUUUUAUUAUUAUUUUUGACACGUGAAGAGAUGAUUUUGGAAUCUUUAGGGCACAUCGGUGUCCAGUCAACUUUAAUGGUUAACUGACAUUAGUUGUGGAAAAGUAAAAGUGGGGUUCUUCAAUUUAUAUAUCAUAAUUAUUAGUAAACAUUUGCAAUUACAGCGAAUCCUUCACUUUACUUGAAGUUGAUUUGUAAAAUUAAUAUUAAAAGCAACUACAUCAAAAAAAGUUAAGACAAAGAUGUGUAGAUCUAUUUGUUUGAUAAUUUGAUUUAAUUUCUAUAGGGCUGUUAACACAAGCCAUUAGAAGUAGCCUACUUAAUAUGUAGUGUAGUGUUUAUAUGCAUUACCAUACAUCACAGGACCAAAAAAAAACAUAAUAUAAGCUCAAUAUUGCUAUUUGUUCACUAUAACUGCAAACUGCAAUUUUUUUUUUUAAUUUGCUCUUAUCAAACUUUUCAUGGAGUUAAAGUUAGGAUGAGGGAACAUAAAUCUUGAAAAUAUCUUGGGAGCUUGGAGGAUUGGGCGGGGUAAAUAAUGAUCUAUAUCAUUCAGUAAUUGUUAAGAGAAAAGUAAUCACUCUUAUGAAAAAUCAUCAGCUUCAUAAUUCAUAAAGGAAUAAUUGUUUUUUUGUAAACAGUAUUUUUUUUUAUUUAUUUGUACUUGUUUUAUAGUUAUUUAAUACAGAAGCAUAACUAGGCACAUAUAGAAACAAUAGCUAACUAUACAAUCUUUCAGCUUCUUAGGCUCUCCACUAGCAGAGUGGUUACCAUGUUGGCUUGAGAAGCCUGAGAAGGCUUGAGCCAUGAGUUCGAAUUAUUGUUAGUCUAGAUCUAUCACAAAUCGUAUUACAUGAACUAAUUGAUACAACUACACUUAAUGUUUUUUUUUAAAGUAUUUUAAAAAUAUUCUCUUGUUUUUAAAUUUAAAUUGAAUAGCCAAUUCUCAUUCAGUCUGAUGAUAAUUUAAAGUUUAUAUUAACUUAUUAAUCUCUUUUUUUUAAGUUUUUAGAUGAAAGGGUCCCAAAAGUAAUGUUGACAUUUUUUUUGAUAUUUGCUAAAAAACAAAUUAUUUUGUUUUUCAGUAGUUAAACACUUACAUAUUUAAAAAAAAUAAUAUUUCUGUCGUUUCUAGAUAUUUGUUACAAAUUUGCAUAAGAAUGUUCAUUAGUUUAGAGGUUGUAGUAAUAAAAAAAAAAUUUGCGUUGAUAAAAUAGAAAAUUUUAGUUCUAAACCUAUUUUUUAAUGCACUCGUUACCUUUUUAUAGUGAAAAUUCUAAAUUAAAGUAGGCAAUGCACAUUGAUUAACAUUCAUGAGAAAUUUGAAAUAAAAUAUUUUUGCUAUUUUUAAUUCAUGGAUCAUAAUUAUGUACAGACUGGGUAUAGUGAAUUUAUAUUUGUCUAGGUUUAAACAUUUUUUAAGUGUUCUUUGUACAAACAUUUGCAAUUAUCAUUGUGUUUAAGUUUCAUCUUAUUUUUUAAAUGUUUGACUUGUUUCAGACAAUGAUUUCAAUUUAUGAUGUUGACUAUUGAAAUCAUUAUGGUAGUUUUCAAUAAAGUUACUAGAAGGUCACAAUCUGUAAAAGACCAAAUAUAAAUUAUAUUUUUUUUGUACUGCCGUCUAGUCAUUCUUUGUGUUUGGGAUUUAAGAUGAAGCGGUCUAAGUUUAAGUCCCAGCACGUCCGCUUUUUUUCCCUGUCAUACCGAGGGGGGCUCUGGUUAUAAGCUGAAAUGUUGGGCUUUUGAAAGUUCUAAAGUAAGUGCUAAGAAGUUUUCUAAAAGGCAAAACCUAAAUGAGCCAAGAAUUAUAAAAGUAUAAAUUUAUACUGCUAUAUAAAUAAGAAUAUAUUCAUAAAACUUUAUACCCCUAUAAAGUUAGUUUUGUAAAAAGUAAAAGACAGCUGGAUUGAUAUUGUGUUCAGUCGUCUCUCCUUGUGGUCCCGUCUGGGGUAAGGCGUCUUGGUUCUGGGUGAGUCUCUCCAAUGUCCCCAUGUCUUGCCCAUCUGCUUGGCAUCAGUAGUAAAGUAAAAAAAAAAAAAAAGUAAAUGCACCCCUUUCAGACUUUGUGGUCUAUGGUGUCAGAUGAUGUCAAGUUGUUCCUAUGGCCAAUGGUUAACUAGGAUAGUGCAAAGGAAACAAACUUCUUUGCAUCCUCUUAAAAACAUUUCAGACUAUUAACUGUACCCCUGAGUGUAUAACCAUUCUGUUUCCAAACUAUGGACUGUGGACCUUAUUUGGCCUGUAAUCUGCUGCCAUCCAGUCAUUUAGAAUUUACACUCAGUAAUCUAAAAAACAUUUCAGAAAAGUUAGUACUAAUGGAGUUAGAGACUGGUAACUGUACCUUUGAGCAUAGCCAUUCUGUUUCCAAACUAUGGACUGUGGACCUUAUUUGGCCUGUAACCUGCUGCUAUCCAGUCAUUUAGAAUUUACACUCAGUAAUUUAUGUAAACCUAGAGGCUCGAUUUCACUGAAGAGGGUAUCUUUGGUGGUAAGAAGGCUCACGAUACAGAUGCCUGAAAUUUUAUGGUCUUAAGCCAGACAAAGAUUGGGCACCACUGUUCUAGUUCACAGAAUCAUUCAAACUCGAGCCUCAUUUCUAAUUUGUGUGUUUCAGUUUUGCACAUUGACUAGGCAUUGUGUGUCUCUGGCCUACUGUGAUAAACAUCUAGUGGCUUACAGAUGUAGGCUCUUCCCCAUUAAUUUUGUUUUUAUACAGUUACAUAUAUUCAUCUAUGUUUUUAGUUGAUAAAAUGCCAUACAUGUUUAGUUGUAUACAGUCUAAUCAGUUUUAUGAUUAACUUAUGUUAUUUAAGUGAUUUAUUUUUUGUUCUUUUGGUUUUACAAGAAUAUUUUUUUUUUUUUUUAAAUAUGUGUGUGAAGUUAAAUGAUUUACAAGAUGAAUUAAAACAUUUGCCAAAUGCC
This is a messenger RNA of Biomphalaria glabrata, 7775 nucleotides long. Its product is annotated as tubulin-specific chaperone cofactor E-like protein. The record is from RefSeq and is a predicted model, not a curated record. The coding region runs from base 303 to 1931 and encodes 542 amino acids. Lineage: Eukaryota; Metazoa; Mollusca; Gastropoda; Planorbidae. The transcript has 10 exons. Gene Ontology annotation, molecular function: protein binding.